Molecule: messenger RNA, 738 nt
Organism: Camellia sinensis
Lineage: Eukaryota; Viridiplantae; Streptophyta; Magnoliopsida; Ericales; Theaceae
Source: RefSeq, a predicted model, not a curated record
AUGAGGAAAGCAGAUGGGGCAGGAGUGACCAACUUCAUCAAGGAAAACAUAAUCUGUAGGUUUGGCAUACCCAAGGUGAUGUUGUCUGAUAAUGGGACCCCCUUUGUAAACUGCCAUGUGGGAAUAUUACUGGACACCUACCAGAUCAAGCACCACAAGUCUACUCCAUAUUAUCCUCAAGAAAACGGACAAGCUGAGGCAACCAAUAAAACCCUCAUCCGAAUACUAAGUAAAAUGAUAGAUGAAGUAGGAGGCACGUGGUCCGAACUCUCUGUAGCACUCUGGACAUAUAGAACGUCAAAAAAAAAGCCAACUCAGGCAAUCCCAUUUUCCCUAGUGUAUAGGUCCGAAGCUAUGUUACCAGUUGAGUUGGCAGUACCCUCAGCAAGAAUAGCUAUGUCAACACACUUAGUUUCAGAUAGUAGGAAGAAUGACAUAAAGGCAGCCGAAGAAAAAAGAAAUAGGGUCUUGCGGGCAAUGGAAAAGUAUCAUCAGUCCAUAGCUCACACCUACAAUCAACCUAUUCAACACAAGGAGUUCAAUAAGGGGGACUUGGUAUGGAAAACAGUGGACGCAAUCAUGCAGAGACAACCAAUCCCCAAGUUCUCACCAAGAUGGGAAAGCCCCUACAAAGUUACUGAAGCAAGCAGUAGCGGGUAUUACAAGUUGACAAGAGUAGAUGAUGGGUUCAGAACGGGCCCUAUCAACGCUAAGUAUGUAAAGGAGUGUUUUCCUUAA